This is a messenger RNA of Helianthus annuus (common sunflower), 1236 nucleotides long. RefSeq names its product protein BIG GRAIN 1-like A. Gene Ontology annotation, biological process: auxin-activated signaling pathway. The record is from RefSeq and is a predicted model, not a curated record. The coding region runs from base 1 to 1236 and encodes 411 amino acids. The transcript has a single exon. Lineage: Eukaryota; Viridiplantae; Streptophyta; Magnoliopsida; Asterales; Asteraceae.
AUGGCAGAAAUGUACAACUGGGAUAAAGAAAAACCAAAGAAACUUACACAAAACCCAUCAUUUUCUUCAUGUCUUCUUGAUGAAAUCUACCGGUCAAUUGAUGGAGGUGAUGAGAAAUUUGGUGAAUUUAAGGUACGGAAACAAAAAGUUGCUAAGAAACAAAGCGUUAAAAGUGGCGGUGGUGGUGGUGGCGGUGGCGGUGGUGGCGGUCGGGGCCGGUUGAAGAGUAAAAGCGCGGUAGAGGACGAGGAAAUUGCGGGUUUUCGACAAGCGUGUUUGGUUGAUAAAUGGAUGGAAAUGAAAGGUAAUGAGAAAGUGACCGCGGGUCGCCGCGGUUCUUUGUCAUUGCCGGAAUUUGAUCAGAAAUUGGUGCUUGAUAAUGACCCGUUGUUCUUUAGUUCGGGUUCGAGUUCUUCGGAUUCAAGCUUCGGUUGGUAUUCCGAAGCUGAAGCAGUGAAGCCGAAGCCUUCUUGUUUCGCCCCGUUAAACAAGGUGAAAACAAGUGUUUCGUCGCGUUCUACUGUUAAAAAACAGCAGAACGAAUUUUAUACGUUUGAUGAUGAUCAAACGUAUAAAACUGACGAUAGUGGUUUAGUUAGGUCGAAAACUAAGGCUUUGAAGUUCUACACGAGUUUGAAAAAAGUGAAGCAGCCGAUCUCACCUGGAGGUCGGUUGACAACCUUUAUUAAUGCCAUUUUUACAAAUGGGCAUUCUAAGAAAUCAAAAGAUUUGGGCUAUGAUGCUAAAGCCCAAGCCCAAGCCCAAACACGAAGCGAAAGAAAAUCAAAAUCCACCAAUGUGUCUACAUGUUCAUCGGCUUCUUCGUUUUCAAGAUCAUGUUUAAGCAAAAAUACUCCGAGGUUGAGUGAUCAACUCAACAAUGGCGUACGAAGAACUGUUCGUUUUCUUGAUCGUGAAGAUUCUCGUGCCUAUGGUCAGAAAAAUGUUUGUGAUGAAGAAGCUAUCGAGGAGCUUCCUCCCACAAUAUUUGCGUGGCAAAGAACCGAAAAACCAAAUUUAAGUGAGUUUUUGAUGAAAUAUAAUGAUAAAAAGAUCGAUCUAGACAAUGACGAUGAAGAAGAUGAAGAUGAUAUGGCAAGUGAUUCAAGCUCAGACUUAUUUGAGCUCGAUCACUUGGCCGUGUUCAAGAACAAGCAAUAUUAUGAGGAGCUUCCGGUAUACGAAACUACUCACAUUGGCACUAAUCGUGCCAUUGCUAGUGGUUUAGUUUGCUAG